Molecule: messenger RNA, 2118 nt
Organism: Baudoinia panamericana UAMH 10762
Lineage: Eukaryota; Fungi; Ascomycota; Dothideomycetes; Mycosphaerellales; Teratosphaeriaceae
Exons: 4
Coding region: 1-2118 (705 amino acids)
Biological process (GO): double-strand break repair; regulation of DNA-templated transcription
Cellular component (GO): Ino80 complex
Source: RefSeq, a predicted model, not a curated record
AUGGUCGGACGCAAAAUCUUGGAUGACAAGCAUGGAGGGAAGAAGCAUUUAUACGCUCUUAACGUGCAAUAUGCCCGGAGUGAGUUUCUUAAACGAGACGAUCAAGUUCUGGCAAUACGGCUCCAGCAGGAAGAACGCCUGAAUGCGCGCAAGAAGGCCGCUGUCGACAUCGACCGGGCACGGGCUCAAGCUGGACAAGAUGGCGAACCCUAUGCUGAGCCUGACCCAGACCUUGAUGAGGAUGUACCCAUGGACGACAUUGCGGGCGACAAUUUCGGCUCGAAAACGAUCGUAAUCCACGUUGGCAGUCAGAACUUACGGCUUGGUCUGGCUACGGAUGCGCUGCCAAAGACUGUCCCUAUGGUCAUUGCUAAGAAGGCGCAGCGCUCAGAAGCAGAUGACAGCGAGCCGAGACCAAAGCGGAUCAAACUCGAUGACCACGCGCCGUCUGAGGAAUGGUUCGGUGACGAGUUCGCCAAAGAGUACAUUGCCAUGGCGCAAGACUUCAAGGUUAGCAGGCGGGCUAACAAGCGCCGAGUGCUGCCCAAUUCGCGUGAGCUUGUCACGAAGUGGAACUCAACAACGCCACCAGAGACCAUACCGGAGCACAGCGAUCCGCUUCGCAUUGACUGGACUGAGUUGCCAGCCAAUGAGAAGGCCGCACCCGACUACAUUGUCGGUGCUGCAGCAUUACGGAUACCGGAGCGGUCACGUCCACGCUAUCACUUGUACUGGCCUGUCCGUCACGGCUGGCUGAACGAAAAAGACUACGCGGGCCGAAACAUGCUGGAACGCGACUUCUUCCUAAUAUUGGAGGACAGUAUCAAGCACGAGCUCGGCCUUACCCAUAGGCGGGAGUGGAGCCAAUACAGCUGCGUCUUCGUCAUCCCGGACCUCUACGAGAAAGUCAUGGUCGGCAUGGUGCUGCAAGAGUUCCUGCGCGACUUUGGCUUUCAGCGCGUCUGCUUCAUCCAGGAGUCACUUGCUGCUACGUUCGGCGCCGGCUUCGGCAUUGCUUGUAUUGUCGACAUAGGCGCGCAGAAGACUAGCAUCUCGUGCGUUGAGGAUGGCAUGAUCAUGGAGGAGUCACGCAUCAACAUGAAGUAUGGUGGCUACGACGUGACCGAGACGUUCGUCAAGAUGAUGCUCUUCGACCGCUUCCACUAUGCGGACUUCAACUUGAUGCGUCGGCAUGACUUUCUGCUGGCCGAGGAACUCAAGGGAGGCUUCACGACAAUGAGCGAUGAGAACAUCAGUGUGCAGAUGUACGAUUUCCACCUUCGAGCGCACGGUCAAAACACCAGAAAAUACACCUUCAAGAUCUACGAUGAGGGCGUGCUGGCGCCAAUGGGCUACUUCCGACCCGCAAUCUUCGAUCAUUCGGACAAACUGAGCGGGCGGCAUCACCUCAUCCCACGCUCAACAGAUCUCUACAAUGGCCACCCGAAUGAUCCCCUGUCGAAAGCGCAAAUGGCCGUCAUCUCUUACGUCAACCAAGCCAUUCCCUCCGCCGUGACAGCACCGUCCGCGCAACCAGUGCGACCGCUAGCCACUCCAGUGGCACCGACACCGACUAAGAAUCGACCGCUCGGCAUCCCAUCCCACCUCAACGGCGACAACGACCCAACACCACGCUCUUCACCCGCUGCAUCACCUCCUCCAGACGACGGCGGCACGCCACACCCCACCGGCGACGACCUCAACGGCGACGAGAUCGGCGAACUCAAAGGAGCGCAGCCAGACACCGAGAUCAUCGACCGCACUGUCCCAGUCAUGCCGCUCGAGCAAGCCAUCUUAACCUCAAUCCACCACGCUAGCGGCAUGGACGAGCGCAAGAGACGUGAUCUACUCGGCAGUAUCAUGCUCAUCGGCGGAGCGUCGAAGACGCCUUAUUUGGGUCAGUAUUUGGAGAUGAAGCUGCGUGCUGCACUUCCGCAAUACCCAAAGGAGAUCCUUGUGGCGCCACCACCACGGGAGCUGGAUCCGGCGGUGCUCGUGUGGAAAGGCGGGAGUGUGUUUGGGAAGCUGAGGAUGACGAAUGAUAGCUGGAUUAGCCCGUUGGAGUAUGAUCGGCUGGGUAGCCGGAUAUUGCACUAUAAGUGCAUAUGGCAUUGGUAG